GCGACCCAUCGGCCGAGUUGCCUGCUGGCCUUCUUGGGCAAAAGGUGGAUCUUCAUGACAACGCCUGCGCAAGCAACCCCGUUGCUGCAUGUGCUUUGGGUGGGGCCUCUGGUCUUGGUGCCAAAGGUGAUCUUCAGCCACGCCACAUCAACCAUAUGACCAUGGAAGCUUUUCAUGCCGAGUACCUCCUUUGGGCAGAGGGUGCUGGGGUGCCUCCAGAGCAACGGGCUUCCAACAGGACUUUCCGGAAUGUCUAUGACAAUGGAUGGAGGCAACUUUUGGUCAUGCGGAAGAUUAGUCAACACAGCAGGUGUGAUCAAUGUGCGAAAUUCUCAGCCAGAAUUGGUAGUUGUUCGGAUGCUGAGCGCCCCAAUGUUGAGAUGGCCCAAAAGAUUCACAUCGAUGGCGUCAAGGCUUUCCGGUGCUUGCAGGAUCGACUUCAGAUGCUUUCCAUUGAGUCGACCACAACGACAGAGUCUGCGCCAACACAAUCUGUAUUGAAGAUAGACAUCGAUGGGCUAGAUCAGGCCAAGACGAGAUGGCCUCGGAAUCUGAGCUCAGCAAAAGCACUGAGCCAACUUUGGCGCCCCAAUAUUCACAUUGUGGGCUUCAUUGCCCAUGGAGCACCUUAG
Durusdinium trenchii is the source of this 632-nucleotide messenger RNA. The record is from the annotation of a GenBank genome assembly. Lineage: Eukaryota; Dinophyceae; Suessiales; Symbiodiniaceae.